AUGUUCUUCCUCGUCAGUAACCUCCUGCUCUUACUGCUUCUCACCCCCUAUCCCCCACUCACACCGCCCAUCCUCGCCCCUGCGCAGAAGGAACUAGUCCAAGUCGUCACCCUGCACCCUUCCUACUUCACGCCCGCUCUAAAAGACUACCUCCACACCCGGCUACGCGACACCGUCGAAGGCUCAUGUUCAGGUAAACUCGGCUACAUCAUAUCCGUGCUUUCGAUCGACGAUAUCGGCAGAGGCAAGGUCAUCGAAGGUGGCGCAGAGUUCAGGAUAUCCUACAAGGCGAUCGUGUAUAGACCGUUCAGGGGGGAGGUCGUCGAUGGGGUCGUCGCGAGUGUCAACAAGGUCCGUUCCUUCUCGGUCAACGCCAACGCCGUUCGUAUGGAGUGGGGCUGCUGAUCCGAUGCGAUCAUUCCACAUGCAGAUGGGCGUCUUUGCGGAUGUUGGACCGUUACAAUGCUUCAUCUCGACACAUGCAAGCCACACUCGUACUGCAUCAGGAAACAUGCGCCCCGAGCUGAUCUUACCUUCUUUGACCUCCUCGCAGUUGAUUCCAUCCGAUUUCGCAUUCGACCCCAACGCAAACCCACCAUGUCUGACAAGUGCAGAAGAGAAUGUGCGUUUGUUCGGCUCGUUCGAUCACACAACGUGCCGGAUCCUGACGCCGGGAUGUGCCCACAGUUGACGAUUGAAAAAGGAGCGCAUAUCCGGUUAAAGAUUGUCGGGACACGGGUCGACGCGACCGAGAUUGUAGGUCCUAGCAUCGACGACGGACGACGGCCAUGACAUGAUUCGUCGCUAAUACCCGCACCUAUCGACUCUGCAGUUCGCAAUCGGGACCAUCAAGGAAGAUUAUCUGGGCGUCGUAUGA
Microbotryum saponariae is the source of this 877-nucleotide messenger RNA. Lineage: Eukaryota; Fungi; Basidiomycota; Microbotryomycetes; Microbotryales; Microbotryaceae. The record is from the annotation of a GenBank genome assembly.